This is a messenger RNA of Symbiodinium sp. CCMP2456, 1079 nucleotides long. Lineage: Eukaryota; Dinophyceae; Suessiales; Symbiodiniaceae. The record is from the annotation of a GenBank genome assembly.
AUGGCCGCUGCAACGUUUGUCGUACGCCCGUUGUUGAUGGUGGCCAAGGGCUGGACCGUCGAGCAGAAGUCAGCCCAGACGCGCGACAGCGUGACGGCUGCCGUACUGAUGUUUCUGGUUAGCCUGGCCGUGAUGGCCAGUGCCACCGGGGCGCUGUACUACCAGGGCAAGUCGAUCCAGCAAGUGAUGGACAUGGUCCAAGCCCUUCAGCCAGCGGCCGGGUCGUUCGCGAUGGCGCUGUUUUUUGCCGGGGCGUUGAGUGCCGGGCUUUCGUCGCUGUUUCCCAUCAUGAUGGCCGCCCCGCUGCUGAUCGCCGACUACCGUAACGGAACCAUGGAGACCAACACACCACUGUUUCGCGUGCUGUGCGCCGUGGCCUGCCUGGUCGGUUUGAUCGUGCCUAUCCUUGGCUUUAACCCCAUCCAAGCUCAGAUUGUCAGCCAAAUCGGUGGUGUCUUUGUCCUUCCGGUCAGCAUUGCCGCGAUGGCCUACCUUGUCAAUCGUCGCGACCUGAUGCACCAGCACAAAGCCGGACUCUGGCUGAACCUGGGCAUGGGGACCGCGUUUUUGUUUUCCCUGUUGAUCACCUACACCGGUUGCCUGGCGAUUGCCUCGCAGUUUGAGGUGGUACCCACUGACAGCCGUGGCCUUUUCACGCAUCCCUGGCAGCUUGAACUGCCGGACCAUCGCCAACCUUUUCCCAUGCCGCUGGGCAGCACUUCCGAGACCUUUCCUAUGCAUCGCCGCACAUUCCUUGCCGCUUCCUCCGCCGCCGUCCUGCUGAGCUCGUCGCUUCGUGCCGAGGAUUCGUCGCGGCGCCGCGUGGCAGUCAUCGGCCAUAGCGGUCGCGGCAACUACGGGCACGGACUGGAUACCGUCUGGCGAAAUGUCCCAGAGACCGAGACCGUUGCGGUCGCCGACGCCGACCAGGGAGGGCUCGCGCGAGAAGUUGAGAAGCUGAAGCUUGAUCGCGGGUAUGCAGACUAUCGCCAGAUGCUGCUGGAGGUUCGUCCUGAGUUCGUUGCGGUAGGCCCGCGUCACCCCGAUCAGCAUCUCGACAUGAUCAUGGCUUCGAUCGA